Leptopilina boulardi is the source of this 1041-nucleotide messenger RNA. Its product is annotated as PSME3-interacting protein. The coding region runs from base 153 to 959 and encodes 268 amino acids. Gene Ontology annotation, cellular component: nucleus. The transcript is spliced from 5 exons. NCBI's taxonomy places the organism in Eukaryota, Metazoa, Arthropoda, Insecta, Hymenoptera, Figitidae. The record is from RefSeq and is a predicted model, not a curated record.
GUAGACUGUACCCAAAAGUUCUGUUCUACCCAAGAGUUCUGUUUCUUGUAGUGAUAUAAUGUAUGUCAGCAAUAAAAAUGUCAGCAGUGUAAAAUUUUAAUUUAUAAAUAACUACUAUACUAUAAGAAAUAUUAAAAUCACAAAUAAUCGAAAUGAGUUCGGGUUUUAUUUCUGAAGCUGAAAUUGCUGAACAACGAAAGGUUCGUCAGGAAGAGUGGAAUAAGAUCCGAACUGUUGAUCAACCAUUAGUUCCUCCAGAAGAACCCUACGACUCAAAAUCUUUAUAUGAACGUUUACAAGAACGCCGUAAUGAACGAGAUAUUGAGUAUGAAGAAGCUCACAAAUUCAAAAAUAUGAUAAAAGGUUUAGAUGACGAUGAAGUUGAAUUUUUGGAUUUAGUUGACAGAACGAAAUUUGAAGAAGAACGCAAAAAAAAUUUGGAAGAAGAGAAAGAAAUGCGUGAUUUUAAAGCAGCCGUUUCUUCCUUACAUGAAGAAACUUUACAUCAUAAAUUAAUGCAAGAAUUACAAGAACCACAGCAUGCUAGCAAAAUUUCUUCACAGAGUGCAAAAAGCGUACGACUGAAAAUAUUAUCUGGAAUUGUAAAGAAAGCUAAUAAAUCAAAUGUUGACACCGAAGUAAAAACUAAGCAAAAUGUAAAGGAUGAAAAACAAUUAGACGUGGAAAGUGACACAAAAAAUAAAAUCGAACAAAUACCUUCCACCAAUGUAAGUACAAUUAGUGUGGAAGAUAAUUUUACAAAAUGCAUUCAAAGUGAAAUUGAUGUCAGUAAUAAAAAUAUGCAAUGUAUUGGAAUAUUACCUGGUUUAGGAUUUUAUGCAAAUUCUAGUGAUAGCGAAUAUAGUUCUGAUACAGACGAGGAACAUGAUAAAAAGAAAAUGAAGUAUGAUAUUUUGGGCCGACAAAUUGUUUGUUCUGAGGAUACAAAUAAAAGUUAGAUUGUAAAAAUUAUCUCCUGUAUUAUUAAUCAUGUAAACUAAAUCUUUAAAUUUUUAAAUAAUAAACAAAGUAUAUAAAGUA